Molecule: messenger RNA, 764 nt
Organism: Ochlerotatus camptorhynchus
Lineage: Eukaryota; Metazoa; Arthropoda; Insecta; Diptera; Culicidae
Gene: Hsc20
Product: iron-sulfur cluster co-chaperone protein HscB-like protein, mitochondrial
Exons: 2
Coding region: 78-758 (226 amino acids)
Biological process (GO): protein complex oligomerization; [2Fe-2S] cluster assembly
Cellular component (GO): mitochondrion
Molecular function (GO): ATPase activator activity; protein-folding chaperone binding
Source: RefSeq, a predicted model, not a curated record
UGUUGUGCAAUUUGUAGUCAUUUCGUUGCAUCUUAUCGGUUAUCCACCAGAGAAAGUGUGUUUCUAUCGAAAUUGAUAUGAUUCGUUCAGCAAUAAUGCGCCAUUUGUCUUUCGUGAUGCAUUCUCGAAAUAACGCAUCCAAUAGCAAAACAUUUUGUUCAAGUGUAAAAGUUUGCUGGAGCUGCGCAAAACCAUUGGUGAAGGAAAAUAAUUUUUUCUGUGCUUCUUGUGGAUCGCUCCAACAGAUUGAGGAUGUGGAUUACUUCAAACUACUAGAUGUAUCCAGUGAAUUCAACCUGGACUUGACAAAGUUGACAUCGAACUUUCGACGGUUACAAAGCGUGCUUCAUCCCGACAAGUUCAGCCAAAUGUCAAGCGUGGAGAAAAAUAACUCUCUUGAGUGGAGCUCCCUAGUAAACAAGGCCUACAAAACACUAAACACGCCUUUGCAACGAGGCAGAUAUAUACUCAAGCAAAAUGGAAUUCAAAUAGCAGAAGAAAACACUUCUGUUGAUUCUGAGUUUCUCAUGGACAUGAUGGAUAGGAACGAGGCGGUGGUAGAGGCUUCAAAUUAUGAAGAUUUAGACGAAAUCGCCCAAACCCUGAAGGUUGAUAUCGAUGAGCUAUACAAGAAAUUGAACGAAAGUUUUCUGGAGAAAAAUUUGGAAGAAGCCAAGGAAAAUUUGAUUCGAUUGAAGUAUCUGUUGAAUAUUGAAAAUGUUGUUAAGGAAAAGUUGUUAAAAUAUAGCUUAAAGUAGUGUCCA